GUUUUGAGGCGAUCAAGUCUAGCGAGGUGCUCGUCAACGCGUUCGACAGAUACCGGCCGUUGUUUUUCCCACGGACUGGCACGCCACACCCAUCUGCUGUGAAUGCUGGCCUUGUUGUGGACAUUCGGGACACAACUGCAGAGCUGGCUCUGGGUGUCAAUGAGAACUACACACUGGACGCAAACAUCGACGGCACCGCUGUGAUCACUGCUGAGACCGUGUGGGGCGCUCUGCGCGGGCUCGAGACGCUGUCGCAGUUGAUUCGCUUCAACUUUACUACAGGGCAAUAUUCGAUAUCUGGCCUCCCUCUGCAUAUUGAAGAUGGCCCGCGAUUUCCGCAUCGAGGGCUUCUUAUCGACUCUGGACGCCACUUUGAGCCCAUAGCACAAGUCAAGUCCCUGCUGGAUUCCAUGCAGUAUGCCAAGCUGAACGUGCUUCACUGGCACCUCACAGAGGACCAGUCCUUCCCCAUCGCUAGCCGCUCCUUUCCGGAGCUGCCGCAGAAAGGCGCCUACAGCGACCAGGAGCAGUACACCUGGCGGGAGAUCAGUGACGUGGUGCAGUAUGCGCGAGAGCGCGGCAUCCGCGUCAUCCCUGAGUUCGACAUGCCCGGUCAUACCUCGGCCUGGAGGAACUCGCAUCCGGAACUUUUUGCCGAAGGAUGCCUCAGCGCGGAAUCUCGCGGCGCAUUUGACCCGGCGAACCCCGGCACUUUCGCAUUCCUGCUGGCCGCCCUCCAGGAUUGGACCACCGACAUGUUCACAGACGAUUUCCUCCACCUGGGAAGCGAUGAGGUUCCUUCGAACUGCUGGAACAACACGAAGGAUUUGGCGUGGAUGAAGAGCCAGGGCUUGGCAAACUUCUCGGAGGUCUUCGAUUACUUUGUGAAUCACAUGGUCUCCAUGGCCAAGAAGCUGGGGAAGCAAACGAUCCUCUGGGACGAAGCUUUCAUGUCGGCCAAGCCGCCGAAG
This is a messenger RNA of Symbiodinium pilosum, 971 nucleotides long. The record is from the annotation of a GenBank genome assembly. NCBI's taxonomy places the organism in Eukaryota, Dinophyceae, Suessiales, Symbiodiniaceae.